AUUACUUCGACGCUUUACGGCCUGCUGAGCCGCGACCGAGCUGUAGGACAACGGUGACUUGUGGUUACGGAGAAGGACGCGGCUGCGUUUGGACUAGGCCGCAGCCAUGCCAUUCUUUGAUAUUCAAGGCCGGUUGGGCCUCAAUAUUGACAGUUGGUUGACAAUUUUGAGUGCUGAACAACCUUACAAGAUACCAGCCCGAUGCCAUGCUUUUGAGAAAGAAUUCAUUGAGUGUGCCCAUGGAAUUGGUAUGACCCGAGCCAAGAAAGAAUGCAAACUGGAAUUUGAUGAUUUCAUUGAAUGUUUGCAUAGGCGGAAAACGAUAGAACGCUGGGGCCAGGUCAUGAAGCAGAAGGAGAAGCUAAUGAAGGAAGGGAAGUACACCCCCCCAAAUUGCCACUCAGGCAAGGACGAGCCAAGGCCUUGACCAGCCAGUGGCGACAUUGGGCAGCUUCACUCCUGUUACGGAAUUAAAGUGUACCCUGUUGUUCACCAGAAAUGUCUUUUUCUUAAAACAGGCACCUUCUUUGGAAGAUUAAAAAUUAGAGUGAUGAAGCCAUCUUGCUUUUCUCCCUAUCCAGUACUCUCUGUACUUUACCAUUAAGACAGCCAAACCAGACAAGUUGGUGUCAGUGAUUCUUCCUCUAAGAUGUGAUCUGUGAUUCUUGCCUGUAUUGGAAAAUAAGCAUUUCAGAAAGUAAACAUUUACCACUAUA
Messenger RNA from Gracilinanus agilis (Agile Gracile Mouse Opossum), 716 nucleotides. RefSeq names its product NADH:ubiquinone oxidoreductase subunit S5 (gene NDUFS5). Gene Ontology annotation, biological process: mitochondrial respiratory chain complex I assembly. The record is from RefSeq and is a predicted model, not a curated record. Lineage: Eukaryota; Metazoa; Chordata; Mammalia; Didelphimorphia; Didelphidae. The coding region runs from base 107 to 427 and encodes 106 amino acids. The transcript is spliced from 3 exons.